AUGAAUCUUCUUAUAUUCAUUAUUUUUUUACUUUUUCCUAUAUCAAACUCAAUAAGACCAGAAAAUGAGGGUUUCAAUAAUAAAAUAAUUUUUGAGAACAAAAGAAUUUUAGUUAUAGAAAUUGCAGGUAAAAUUAACAAACUUGAAGAAGGCUUAAAACGGAAUAGCCUUAAUAAUACUCUUAACUCAAUCAAUAAUAAAGUUUCUGAAGAAUUAACUAAAGGGUUACUUGGGUAUGUUAGUAAGCAUACACUUGCAAACUUUAAAGACCCAACAAAUAUGGGAGAAAAUGUAUCCGAAUUAAGAAAUAGCUCAGAUUUAGAAAUUGAUUCUAAGAAUAACACAGAACAUAAAGGUGCCGAUGAAGUUCAAAUAAAUGGUUUAAACUCCAAAUUAGACAAUAUUUCGAAUAGUAUUGCGAUUACUCGUUUCCAGACAUAG
Molecule: messenger RNA, 441 nt
Organism: Cryptosporidium ubiquitum
Lineage: Eukaryota; Apicomplexa; Conoidasida; Eucoccidiorida; Cryptosporidiidae
Exons: 2
Coding region: 1-441 (146 amino acids)
Source: RefSeq, a predicted model, not a curated record